CGUCAUGGAGUGGAAUCGAUCUAGAAGCGAACAGAACCGACACGGAAUUUGGUUCAAAUCUCCGCGGACCUUUCAGAUGUCUGUUGUACACUGAGAGAGUAAUGUGUGUGUUGUGGUUACUCUGAUCCUCGGAGAGAUAAAAAUGGUUGUUUACAAUCUAUUUAAUUCCGUCGUAUUGGAUCUUCUACUGCGCCACCUGCUGUUAGUCGCCGGAGCUGCAGUCGUGACAGUCUGCAUUUAUUAUUAUGUCCAACGGGACGAUGGAGAACAAACCACCGCGGACACCGAGGACACCACCGUCCCCGAAGACCCAGUUUAUGAACAGACCACAGAACCGGCUCUGGUCCGACCCACAGAGGUUGUUCAGGACCAGAUGAUGGAGGCUGAGUCUGCGGCUGAGGAGAAGAUUCAGGAGCUGGUGGUGCCCAAGAUUCAGCUGGAGGACAGAGUGAAGGAGCUGGAGGAACUACUCUGUGAGGCACGCAGAAGCUAUGACCUGAAAAGUAAGGUCAUUCUGGCUAAAGCAGAGAAGAAACAUCAGAAGGAUGUGAAGACCAUCACUCAGCUGAAGAAGCAGAAUUCUGACCUGACCGAAAGGGUGGAGGCACUGAGAGAAACAUUGAAGAAAACAAAGAACCGUCUCUUUGAGUCUAACAUCAUAUUUGAUGAUAUGUUUAACGAGCAAGAUCAAGAUGAACACCUCAUCCUACAAUCAGUGAACCAAGAGAUGCAGUACACCAUCGUUCAGAUGGAGGUGGAGAGAUCUGAAAAGUUAAUUCAGAUAGAGAACCAGAAAAACAAAAUGAAGGACCUGGGAAACCUGGUCUUUGACAUGAACGUAGAGAUUGAUCACCUAACGAAUGAGCAAAAGCGAGGACGGGAGGCUUACAGCAUCCUCCGGGCUGAGAAUAUGAAGAUGAAGAAGACCAUCACUCAGCUGGAGGAGGAGAACAGUGAGAUGAAGAAGACCAUCACUCAGCAGCAGGAGGAGAACAGUGAGAUGAAGAAGACCAUCACUCAGCAGCAGGAGGAGAACAGUGAGAUGAAGAAGACCAUCACUCAGCAGCAGGAGGAGAACAGUGAGAUGAAGAAGACCAUCACUCAGCAGCAGGAGGAGAACAGUGAGAUGAAGAAGACCAUCACUCAGCAGCAGGAGGAGAACAGUGAGAUGAAGAUGACUGCUGGGACCGUUGAGAGCAGCACAGGAUCCACAUCAAAACUGAGUGAUGAAAAUGUAAAAAUCACAGAAAGACGUGAGACUCCAAGUGAAAGAAUGAAGAAAAGAAGAAUGAAAAAAUUAAUAAAUGGAGAAAAGAAGAAUGAAAGAGUGCAACGUUAACAAAUAUGUAAAUAACACAUUCAUUUGUAAUAGAAAUGUGGAUGUGUUUUUUUUUUUUUGGGACGGAUCAUGUUUUCUUUCCAUGGAUCAUCAUCUUUGUGUCUGUCAGUGGGAUUCUUAGUGAAAUGAACUCUUCUGUUCAUCAACGUAAUGAAGUUUUCUCCUUUUUUUUGCGGGCAUCAGUUUCAACAGAAAACUGAAGAGUGCUUCCAGAUGUCAAAACCGUUCAUCAAUCUUCUGCUGUCUUCAGGGACGGGACGAUCUUUUCUAAGUCCCCGGCUUUUUGUUUUCUGAGUUUUUGACUUGAGAUGAUGUUCAGCUUCUGUGUAAAAUCUAUAGCUUUACAGCUCAGGCUGUGUUUAUAGUUAUAUAAUUUAACCAUCAGAUUCACGAAUGAUCAUUUAUCAUGAGGUCGGUGAUACAACGGAGGAACGUUGGUACUAUUACAUUUAGUCUAUUUAAUAAAAUACCAACUCACUACAGCUCAUCUACACAUAUGACACUUUUCUACAUGUUUUCAUGUUUACAACAUGGAAUUGAAAUUUACUUCAGUGGGUUUUUAUUUCAUUUUAUUCAUGGAGCUACAGAUAUUAUUUCACAAAAUAUAUUUAAAGCUUGUGAUUGCAUAACUGACAUGAAUGAAAGCCCCAAAUGACCAUCAUGUAUUUCAUUAUUUUUUAUACAGACAGCUAUUAACUUUAGAGGGGUGCUUACUUUUUUUUUCAGUGGUCAUAUAGUCAUGUUAAUACAGUAAAAUUAUAAACCAAACCUGAAUGA
Molecule: messenger RNA, 2116 nt
Organism: Tachysurus fulvidraco (yellow catfish)
Lineage: Eukaryota; Metazoa; Chordata; Actinopteri; Siluriformes; Bagridae
Product: golgin subfamily A member 6-like protein 22
Exons: 6
Coding region: 143-1339 (398 amino acids)
Source: RefSeq, a predicted model, not a curated record